Asparagus officinalis (garden asparagus) is the source of this 1071-nucleotide messenger RNA. RefSeq lists its product as uncharacterized. The coding region runs from base 1 to 1071 and encodes 356 amino acids. The transcript has a single exon. The record is from RefSeq and is a predicted model, not a curated record. NCBI's taxonomy places the organism in Eukaryota, Viridiplantae, Streptophyta, Magnoliopsida, Asparagales, Asparagaceae.
AUGAAGAAAGUGUUGGAGCUAGCGGAGCUUAGAUUGAAGGCAAAGAAGGGCAAGAGUGUUUCAUUACCUACAUCAACUACCACAAAAGAAGUUUCUAAGAAGAGAAGAAGUGAGGGGAACACCAUAGAACAAUCCUUUAAUCGUGGAGCCCGAGAUCACCUACAUGGUCUCAUUGCCCGAAUGUUUUACACGGGGGGUUUAUCAUUCAAUUUGGUAAGAAAUCCAUACUUCAUCGAAGCUUUUAAAUAUGCCACAAGCAAUUCGCUUGGAGGUUAUAUCCCUCCCGGAUACAAUCUUCUAAGAACAAGCCUCUUACAAAAAGAUAGGGCACAUAUCGAGAAGUUAUUAGAGCCCAUAAAAUUAACAUGGAAAGCAAAGAGUGUUUCUAUUGUUAGUGAUGGGUGGUCCGACUCACAAAGAAGGCCUCUCAUUAAUGUGAUGGCGGUGACCGAAGAUGGAACGAUGUUCUUGAAUGCCGUCAAUGCGGAGGGGAGAACUAAGAAUAUGGAUUAUAUAGCCGAUAUUCUCUUGAAAGCCAUUGAAGAGGUUGGUCCUCAUAAUGUUGUACAAGUCAUAACCGAUAAUGCACCGAUUUGCAAAUCCGCGGGAGGUAUUGUGCAAGGAAGACAUCCUCAUAUUUUUUGGACUCCAUGUGUUGUCCACACACUCAACCUUGCCUUAAAAAAUAUUUGUGCGGCGAAGAAUACCGAAAGAAAUGAGGUAGUGUAUGAGGAAUGUUGUUGGAUCACCGAAGUUAGCGAUGAUGUUGUUGUUAUAAGAAACUUCAUAAUGAAUCAUUCCAUGAGAUUGGCAAUGUUCAAUGAAUAUGUGAAUUUAAAAUUGCUUACUAUAGCCGAAACUCGUUUUGCUUCGGUUGUUAUCAUGUUGCGACGAUUCAAGAAGAUCAAACGUGGCCUUAUGGACAUGGUCAUUAGUGAGAGUUGGAGUCUUUAUCGAGAUGAUAAUGUUGGGAGGGCUCAAUUUGUUAAGGGCAAAAUUUUGGAUGAUAUUUGGUGGGAUAAAAUAGAAUAUGUUAUCUCUUUUACCGAACCAAUUUACAACAUGGUUUGA